AUGACCAGUAGACAUACUCGGAGCAACGCACAAGGACCAUUGCAUCAGCUCACCAACGAAGAACUAGUGAGAUUAGAACGUCAGAACCGUCAACUGCCUAGACCUACAAGCACCAACAUGGGUGAUCAUCAGGAUGAUCUUACUGCUGCAUUUGCACUCAUGCAACAACAGAUGCAGCAGAUGCAGCAAACUAUCCAAGCAAACGCUGCAAACCAACGGAAUGCACCGGAGGAAGUUGAUCAGAUUGGCCAAAGGAAUCUAUUGCGUAAUCUACCUGCUACGCGAUCCGCCAUCAACCCUCCACCUUGCACUAGACAAGACUUCGAGAUCAAGCCCGCCUUGAUAGGUCUGGUGCAGAGGAAGAUCUUCGACGGACUUCCUGCAGAAAUACCGAUGGACCACAUUGAAAACUUUGAGAAGAUGUGUGGGUUCACUAAGGCGAAUGGAGUACCACCAGAUUACAUCAAGUGUACCUUGUUCCCUUUCUCUCUCGAUGGGAAGGCUGCUCGCUGGCUAGAUUCCCUACCAACUGGAUCGCUCACCACAUGGGAACAAGUCAGAUCCGCUUUCUUGAGCCACUUCUACACAAAAUCAAAGACGGCAGCUCUGAGACAGAAGAUCGCCACCUUUAAACAGCUGGUAGAUGAGCCGUUCUGCGACGCAUGGGAGCGAUUCAACGUCUACCGCAGGGAGUGCCCACAUCACGGUUUUGAAGAAGAUUAUCUACUCGGAGUUUUCUACGAUGGAGUAGGUUGGGAGUACAGGAAUGCUUUAAACUCAGCCAGUAAUGGAGAUUUCAUGACCCAAUCCACUCAAGGCGCUUUCGCGUUAAUUGAGAACAUGGCCUCAAGCUCAGCUGACAGCAACCGAGAUACUGACCGCACCCAAAAGGUGAACAGCGUCGACAAUAACAAAAUAGAUGAGCUCUUCGCCAAGGUCGAUCAGCUGAUUAAGAGUAAUCAGAACCAUGUCUUCAUCAUGGAAGAGUCUCCUCAGGAUAAAGGAACCACAGACACUACAUCAGAAGCGGACCAGGCGACUGAGGACCACCAUGAGGUUAGCUAUGUGAAUGGGCAAGGAUGGCAGUUUAAGAACUAUCACCCGAACCCUAACGUGAGGAACAACCCCCACCUGUUCAACAACCCUAAACCCGAUGGUAAUGCAGAAAAUGCUCAAGGAAAUCAGGUUCAGAACAGUGGCUACCAACGGGGGUAUGGAAAUCAAGGAAGAACCUUUGUCCUCAGCCCAGCUCAGAAUACUCAGUUCCACAACCAGAAACAACCGACUAACCAGCAGCCUGCACAGCCUGCUCAAACUGCUCCUCAGGACGAGAUGAAGAGUCUCGCCAAUAUGAUGAGCCAGCUGCUCCAAGGACAGCAGAUUCAGGGAAAAGCAUUGAAUCAGGUCACAAACGACAUCAAUACCCAAAUGAAUCACAUGUUCAAUGACCUGAGUGCCAAAUAUGAUAAUGUCUCGAGCCAUAUGAGGCAGAUGGAUAUUCAGAUUGCUCAGACUGCUGAGAGUGUGAAGAUACAGCAAGGCACUCUUCCUGGAAAAACAGAUAAAAAUCCCAAGGAGUGUAAUGCAGUCGCGCUUAGGAGUGGGAAGCAGUUAACUGAUCUGGCACCCAAGAGAUUCACAACAGCUGAAAAGGGGAAGCAGAAAGAAUCAGAACAGCCACCUGUAACCGCACCAGCAGACGAGGAAGAAGCAGAGCUUCCUGCUAAACAUACUCCGACCCCUACAGAGCAGCCUACUGUGGUUGUUCGCCCAGCGGUAGAACCUGUUCCCACCCGUGACUAUGUGCCUAAGGUUCCAUACCCUGUUCCUGCUAAGGCCACACGCAAGGACAAGGAGGAGAUGAAAUGUAGGAAGAUGCUGGAAGACUUAACAGUCAGACUCCCUCUCAUGAGUGCAAUCCAGAUGAUGCCAUCCAUGAGUAGAGUGCAGCGCUGGAGAACAGUCUUCUCGUGUUCGCUAGUCGAUCUGGGAUCAAGCAUCAACCUCAUGCCAUACUCUGUGGCUAAGCGCCUUGGAUUCACGGAUUUCAAACCUACCAGGAUGUCCCUAGUGUUUGCUGAUCGAUCAGUGAAAUCUCCAGUCGGAAUUAUCGAGGAUAUCCAAGUACUGGUUGGGAACACACUUGUCCCUGCCGAUUUCGUUGUUCUGGAACUCGAGGAAGAAUCAAAGGAUCCUCUGAUCCUAGGCAGACCAUUCCUAUGCACUGUCGGAGCUAUCAUAGAUGUGCGACAGGGAAAAAUCGAUCUCCACCUAGGAGACAUCGUGAUGAGGUUCGAGAUGAAUCAGAUGCUCAAGAAACCUAUGCUGGAUGGACAAACCUUCACUGUCCAAGAGGAGGGUGAUCCGCUGGAACCGAGUGACAGAUGA
Molecule: messenger RNA, 2388 nt
Organism: Brassica rapa (field mustard)
Lineage: Eukaryota; Viridiplantae; Streptophyta; Magnoliopsida; Brassicales; Brassicaceae
Source: RefSeq, a predicted model, not a curated record